Molecule: messenger RNA, 1338 nt
Organism: Caenorhabditis remanei
Lineage: Eukaryota; Metazoa; Nematoda; Chromadorea; Rhabditida; Rhabditidae
Exons: 5
Coding region: 1-1338 (445 amino acids)
Biological process (GO): proteolysis
Molecular function (GO): serine-type carboxypeptidase activity
Source: RefSeq, a predicted model, not a curated record
AUGAACUUGUUGUUGAUUCUCUCACUGGUCGGUUUCGCUGCGGCUGGUGACAGCAACUCGGUUAAUACGUGGGGAGGUGUCAUCCAGUAUGAUGAAGACUGGGGAUACGUGGAUAUUCGAACGAAUGCUCACACCUUCUGGUGGCUUUAUCAAGCGAAGCCAGCCAACUCGCAGCGUCCACUUUUCGUUUGGCUUCAAGGAGGACCUGGAAGUUCUAGCUCUGGAUUUGGUAACUUUGAGGAGACCGGACCAAAGACGUUGAGUGGAACAGAUAAUAAGGGAACAUGGCUUCAAGUCGCCGACAUGGUCUACGUCGAUAAUCCAGUCGGUUCCGGAUUUUCGUACGUCGACGACAAGUCCGCCUACACUACAGACAUCACUCAGAUCGGACAAGAUUUGCUGACUUGGCUCAGACGGUUCUUGGCUCUUCACUCGGAGUACCGUACCCGUCCAUUCUAUAUUUUCUGCGAGAGUUACGGAGGAAAGAUGAGCGCUCAGUUCGCUAAAGUCAUUACAGAUGCCGUGAAAGCGGGAAGUCUUCAACUGAACUUCCGUGCCGUCGCUCUCGGAGACUCGUGGAUUUCGGCCAUGGACUAUGUGAACACUUGGGGACCGUAUCUUUACGCUAACUCUUUCCUCGAUGACCACCAACUGACUCUCGUCAACGCCGAGGCAGCAAAAUGUCAGGCUCUCGCAGAUCAACAAAAAUGGUUGAAAGCGACGAAUUGCUGGGGGAAUAUGGAGAAUUUGAUUGAGUUGGAGACAAAUGGAGUGUCCUGGUACAAUAUUUUGAAGAAGGGAGACACUGACGACUGGAGUUCCUCUGCCAUGCGAUCGAAUCGAGUUAUAACAUCAACGAGAAGACUUUACAAUAGAUUUGUGGCCCCACAGAAUUCUGAUACUCUUUCGAAUUAUAUGGAUACUGUAGUCCGAAAGAAGUUGGGCAUCAUUCCGGAUAAGGUGAAGUUCGGUGGACAAUCGGGUGACGUGUUCAGCUAUCAAGAGGGAGAUUUCAUGACUCCAGUUGUCGAUGUGGUGGAUCAACUGCUCAAGGAUGGAUAUAAUGUUGUUGUGUACAAUGGAAACGAAGAUUUGAUCUGUAAUACGAUGGGAACUGCCGCGUGGGUUAACCGACUCACUUGGAGUGGAGCCCAGACUUUCAACUCCACCACCCGUCACUCAUUCAAAACAGAUUCCUACCCGUUGGCUGGAUACUAUAAGACCUAUAAGAAUCUUCAGUUCUGGUGGAUUCUCAGAGCUGGACACAUGGUUGCCUACGACACUCCAGAAUCCGCGAUUUACAUGUUGAAGGCUGUCGUCAAGCAGUAUAACCAAUGA